Messenger RNA from Cannabis sativa, 3607 nucleotides. Its product is annotated as DNA-3-methyladenine glycosylase 1. Lineage: Eukaryota; Viridiplantae; Streptophyta; Magnoliopsida; Rosales; Cannabaceae. Gene Ontology annotation, cellular component: nucleus; protein-DNA complex. Gene Ontology annotation, molecular function: alkylated DNA binding; DNA-3-methyladenine glycosylase activity; DNA-7-methylguanine glycosylase activity. The coding region runs from base 953 to 1822 and encodes 289 amino acids. The record is from RefSeq and is a predicted model, not a curated record. The transcript is spliced from 8 exons. Gene Ontology annotation, biological process: DNA alkylation repair; base-excision repair; base-excision repair, AP site formation.
UUAAUUUGGAGAGCUGCUGAACCAACUUGGCAAUAGAGUCAUAAUUCACAAGUCUACAAUGCAACAAUAGACUAUUGGUAAGGUACAAAACUCCUCUGGGCUGAUGUUAGGAUUAGCAAAAGGUUGUUGCCGAUGCUUGCUAGUGGAAAGAGUCUUUCUUGAAAGCUUGAAAGGGAGUGUUAAAAAGCACUCGUGUGUCUUACACUCUCCUCAAUAUCAUAUUGUUGAUACAAUUAAUUAUCGAAUUCUAUAUAACAAUGCUCCAACUCACACGUACCACUUUUUUUAACUAACUCCCCACGUUUGGUCAUUUAAGCUGCCACUUUGUUGAAAAUGGGUUCUCUACAGCCACAUGAGGUUGAGGCCAUUGAAAUCAAAGAAGCUUUGAGUUGGAUCAAGACCAAUAGUUAGAAUGGGAUCAUUUUGGAAUCGGAUUGUUUAAGGGUUAUUUCUGAUAUUCAAAGUAAUAAAAAUAUGGUUUCUAUGGCCAUAUAAUUUCAGUGUGUAAGGCUUUAUUUGUUGAAAUUGGUAAUAUCUCAUAGAUUUGUAAAGCAAUCUGUUAAUAGGGUAGCGCAUUAUUUGGCGCGAUCCUCUCUUCUUGAGGCUGAUUGUACGUUUAAUAGUUUUUCUUUACCUAAAAAAUUCACUUGCUUAAUGUGAGGUUUUCUUUUUUUCCUAUAACAAUGUAUUCUCCUAUCUUCCUCAACACAACAUCACUUAUCAUAUAAGUCCCCACUCCUCACUUAACUAAAUAAAUAAAUAUUUGUUUGACCCAACCAAUCAAACCUUAUAAUACCUUAAAAAAAAACAAUAGUAUGAAAAUCAAAACAAAACUUGCAGAGCACGAUCAAAGUCGGACCAUAUCCAAGUACUCCUUUGUUAAAUACCCAACCACCCAUAUCACAUUUAACCGUUUACCUCUUCUUUUGCCGGAAAACCGUUACUUUUUCUAAUGGUUAAACGUGCCAAAGUUCAGUCACAAACGGAAACACAACCAGAAAUGGCCACCGCCAUUAUUUCUAAAAACCCCCCAAACUUUUCCAAAAUUCCAUUCCGAGCCAGAAAAGCCCGAAAACUCUCAUCCAAAUCCCCAACCGUCCAAGUCUCCGUCUCCGUCAAUGAAAACCCACCGUUGAAACUCUCCUCUGUUUUGCCCCAAACCCUCAAACCCUUAACUUCCAAACCCGAAAUCGAAAUCGCCCUCAACUAUUUACGGAGCUCCGACCCGCUUCUCGCAACCCUAAUCGAUACCCACCCGCCACCGGAAUUCAAAUCCGAUAGCUUACCGUUCCAAUCUCUGUCGAGAAGCAUAAUUUACCAGCAACUCGCGUACAAAGCAGCGAACUCGAUCUACACCCGAUUCGUCACGCUCUGCGGCGGCGAGUCGCUAGUGAUCCCCGACUCAGUGAGUUCACUAUCGGCUAUUCAACUCCGGGAAGCCGGUGUCUCAGGGAGAAAAGCGAGUUACCUUCAUGAUCUGGCGGAGAAGUUCAGAAACGGGUGUUUGUCAGAUUCGUCGAUUCUGGAGAUGGACGAUGAAUCUCUGCUUAGGAUGCUAACAAUGGUGAAAGGAAUUGGGGUUUGGACAGUUCAUAUGUUUAUGAUAUUUUCUCUGCAGAGACCGGAUGUUCUUCCGGUGGGUGAUCUUGGUGUGAGGAAAGGGGUUCAGAGGUUGUAUGGGUUGAAAGAAGUGCCUCGGCCAUUGGAGAUGGAGAAAUUGUGUGAGAAAUGGAAGCCUUAUAGAACUGUUGGGGCUUGGUAUAUGUGGAGGCUUAUGGAUCCACCCAAAUCCAACACUCACCAUAUCUCAUCAAUAACUUGAUUCACUUCAAUUACUCUUUUCAUUCAGACUUUGUAUUUUGAAGCUUUUGGAUAUUAGAGCUAUCUAGGCGCGAGCAAAGCAUGACACAACAAAUACAGUUGUUGCUGGCUGUGUUACUGGGGGUACAAUAUCGGCAAAAGGUAACAUGUUUCUUCUUCCGAAAAACAAUUAUUCUCCGAAAAAUCUAAGAACUUUUUCUUACGAUGGCCGAACCUAAGAGCACAUUUGAAUCCGCCAGAGAGUGGGUCGUAGAUCAUAAGCUUCGAACUGUGGGGUCUCUUUGGCUAAGCGGAAUAGCAGGUUCAAUCGCAUACAAUUGGUCCCGACCAAAGAAAACAAGUGUGAAGAUUAUUCAUGCUAGGUGAGUUUCUAUUACCUUUGAGAUUUAAGUUUAAAUUAUUGUUUGAUUGUAAGAUGUAGAAGAUGUAUGUUUAAACUCUGUUUAAUUUUACGCCUUGAAUGACAAAUUAAUCUACCGUAUAAUGAUUAAAUGGUUUGGCUUUUAAAGAAUGAGAAUGAAAUUUUAAGUCGGGCAAAAUCUUCAUAAGCGAUAACAUUAUGCUGUGAUUUUUUUUUAUAUAUAUAAUAUUGAAUAGCAACCAAACAAUUGAUUGAUUGACACAUUUUUGUUUUGGUUGUUCUGAGAAAUAAAUUGGCCUGAGAUGGGGUUUAAACUACAUCUAUGUGGAGGAAAAAGCUUCUAUCGAUGUAUAAAAUACUCCCAUGAGGAUUAGGCUGUCUCAUAUAUGGAGGGAAACUUGGUCUACACUCACAAACGAUGAUAAGCUAUUUUGAGAAAAUUAGUGAAAUUCCUAAAAUUCCUCGCGGUUAUAAUCCAGCAACUUGGAUGCUUGAGGUUACUACACCUGCUACUGAAGAAAGACUUGGUAUUGACUUUGCAACUAUCUAUAGAAAUUCAGAGCAAUACAGGGAGGUUGAAGCUUCUAUUGAGCAUUUUAGUACUCCAGCUUCUGGUUCAGAACCAUUAAAAUUCUCUUCCACUUAUUCACAAGAUAGACUCUCUCAAUUUUUGAUAUGUUUGUGGAAACAAAAUCUGGUAUAUUAUAGAAGUCCAGCAUACAAUGCCAUAAGAUUAAUUUUCACGACAGUGAGCGCAUUGAUAUUUGGUUCAGUAUUUUGGAAUAUUGGCUCUAGAAGAAAGCAUAUUAUUGGAUUGAAGCUGAAAUCAUAUUAAAAAAUAUCAACCAAGAUUUUUAUUACAUGUCGUGUGAUUUUUGUAAUAAGAAACUUAUGUUCUACAACGACAACGAAGAAACAGAUUGUGAAAAUCCAAAAUGCGGAAAAAGAUGUCUUCCUACACCACGUGCAAGGACAUAUGUACAACUCGACGAUGGUACAGAGUUGCUAGAUGCUGUGAUGUUCGGUGAUGUUGCAGAAAACAUAUUCUCAUGUACUGCAGUUCAAUUAAGAUCAUAUUCGGACGAGAAACAUAAGUUGUUUGUCCAAAAAACUACGAAGCAAUUAUCAGCCAAAAAAUGGAGAAUUCAGUUGUACGUAGAUGCAAACCGAACAAUGACUUCAAAGUACAAUCAGUUCACCAUUCAAGCAGUUGAACCAAUGGAAGAUUAGGAAGAAGUUACCUUUUUUUUUUUUUUUUGUUACAGUAAUUUUAUUUUAUUUAGUGUUGAGACUUUUCUUGCUGCUGAGCUUGUUUUUCUUUCUCUUGACUUGUUAUUUAUGGAUUUACAUGGAGUAGUGUAUGCAAGUAUUUCAUAUACCCAAUUUUCUAAAAGUAAAUAAUAAGUAUUAUUUUAUUAUGAUUUA